Alternaria rosae is the source of this 1955-nucleotide messenger RNA. Its product is annotated as acetylcholinesterase precursor. NCBI's taxonomy places the organism in Eukaryota, Fungi, Ascomycota, Dothideomycetes, Pleosporales, Pleosporaceae. The coding region runs from base 101 to 1870 and encodes 589 amino acids. The transcript has 2 exons. The record is from RefSeq and is a predicted model, not a curated record. Gene Ontology annotation, molecular function: hydrolase activity.
AGUGGAGACGAAUGUCGAUGCGAAUGCAUUGCAGGGCAAGGUAUACGACCGAUCUCGGAAGUAUAGACAUACGUCGGAUGUUGGUAUAUGAGCUUCUACCAUGGCGCCGCUGGAUGUAGCUUCAGCGUUCUGCGAACGCGUCACGUCAGUUCUACUUACCCGCAUCGACGCCAUUAUGGGCCACACCAGCAUGGCUCAGCGACUACUCACCACCUUUGCGGUGCUCACCAGCGUAACGGCCACAUACAACACAUCAUCUCAAGUCACGCUUCCUGGCUACGGUACCUUUGCCGGCACCACGGUCUCGCAAACAUUGACGAAGAAACCUCUACCGCGCGCCGUAGACGCCUGGCUCGGUAUCGACUAUGCUUCUCAGCCCAUCGGAGAGGCAAGGUUUACGCCUGUUGGCGCGCCAGAGCCUUUCGACGGGGUCAAGAACGCGAGUAGUUAUGGAUACUCCUGCUUCCAGGAUCCACUGGAUAUCACGUAUGAGAUGGAUGAGGCUUGCUUGAGCAUGAACGUCUUUAGACCACAGGGCGUCGCGGAUGACGCGAAACUACCGGUGCUAAUCUGGAUUCAUGGUGGGGGUUUCGUUGCUGGCAGUGCGAGGAGCUUUGAUGGUGCUUCUUUUGUGGCUAACUCAAAGGAGCCGCUGGUUGUUGUUAAUUUUAAUUACAGAGUCAAUUCUCUGGGCUUCCUCCCCUCCCCAGUCUUUGAGCGCGAAGGACUUCUCAACCUUGGCCUUCGCGACCAGGAGACACUGUUCGAAUUCGUUCAAAAGUACAUUUCGGCUUUUGGCGGUGAUGCGUCUCGCGUCACUAUUGGAGGUCGCUCGGCUGGUGCGCACUCAGUCGGUAUCCAUCUCUUCCACAACUACAACACCACCGAGGGCGCCGCGCCACUCUUCUCCAAGGCUCUUCUCCAGUCGGGAAGUGUGACUGCCCGAGCUUUCCCCAAUGCAUCUUACCCGCUGUACCAGCAGCAGUUUGCGCAAUACCUGAGCUACACGGGAUGCAGUGCAGUAGCCAACAGCACCGACACCGAAAUACUCAGCUGCCUACGUUCCGCUCCCAUCGAUGCCAUCCAGAACGCCAGUGCCCUGCUGUGGCGCGCCUCAGAAUACCCCAUCACAUGGCCCUUCCAACCCACGCGGGGCGGCCCUCUUCUAGAGCAAGCAGGCUCAACGUCCGGAAUCAACGAACAAUUCUACCGCAUCCCCACUAUCACAACAAACGUCCCCGACGAAGCGAAGUACUACUCCCCAGGCGACAUUUCCACGAACGAAGAAUUCCUCGCCUUCAUGAAGAACCUGAUCCCCGGCCUAACCACUGAUGAUCUAUCUGAUCUCGAGGAGCUUUACCCUGACCCAGCGGACGACAUCAACGGCCCUUACGUCCACAGCCCCAACUCUACACAGUACAACCGCCUCUCCGCCGCUCUUACCGACUACAUGUACGUAUGCCCCGGCCAAGAAACCGCCAUGCGCAUGUCGUCCGCUUCAGUCCCCGUCUACAAACUCGUCUUCGCCGUAAACAACACCUUCCCCACUUGGAAAGGUAUACCUCACACCGCCGACACAAAGUACACGUGGGCUGAACCGGCCGGUGCGGGGGGUGUGCAGUACCCCGAGGUUGGCAAGGAGUUACUCAAUGCGUAUUUCUCUGACUUUGUGGCGCUGGGCGAUCCGAAUGCGGGGAAUAGGACUGGCGUGCCGGUUUGGCCGAAAUACGAAGAUGGAGGUGAGGGGAGGCCGGGGUUGCAGUUAAGGAUGGAGCCGUUUGGCAAUAGUAGGGUUGAGGGGGAUGGGAUUAGGAGGAGGCAGUGUGAGUGGUGGAGGGAUGAGAAGAGGGCUGGUAGACUGGAGAAGUAGGAGUAGAUACUUGACUUCAGCACAGUCUUUCAAACGCUUCGAGGGCAUUAUUGUCAGGAGAUUUAUGCAUCUCAGAUUCCCGUAG